UGUUUCCUCCAUUUGUAGGAAAUAAACAAACGGAUGACUAACAUUGUUCACAGAGUAGCAGGUUGGUUUUUUAGUGGAAAUUCUGGAAUGGAAGACGUUGGAUCUAUCAAAGUUUACAAAAACACAAAUCAUCCAACAAAAGCUUGGUCAGAAAUUUCAGUAAAACAAACUGUAAACAAGGUAGUUCCUCUGUCGCCAGACACCCCCAUAUCUGUAGAUAAGCUGAGGGUUGUUUGCAUAUCUGAUACACAUACAAAGAUUGAGGCUGUACCAAAGAUAGUUCCUGAUGGAGAUAUCCUCAUACAUGCUGGAGAUUUCACAAAUGUUGGACUGGCAAAUGAAGUGAAGAAAUUUAAUGCUUUUCUAGGUUCACUGUCACAUCAAGUAAAAAUAGUGAUAGCAGGGAAUCAUGACCUUACUUUUGAUGAUGAGAUGGUAAACAACCGACGAGAUUAUCUCAGAAGGAACUUUGGAGUGUCUGAAAAAGGUUUUGAGCAGUUACUGGAAACAUAUAAUGUACAGCAUGUAAAAGAACUGCUGACAAACUGUGUAUAUCUGGAAGAUGCUGGCAUUGAUGUAUGUGGGGUUCAUAUCUAUGGUUCACCAUGGCAGCCAGAGUUCUGUGACUGGGGAUUUAACCUUCCAAGAGGAGAAAAAUGCCUGGAGAAAUGGAAUCUCAUACCCAGCAGCACUGAUAUUCUGAUUACACAUGGACCUCCAAUUGGUCAUGGUGAUGCAUGCUUUGAUAAAAACAGAGCUGGAUGUGUUGAACUUUUGAGUACAAUACAGCAGAGAGUAAAACCAAAGUAUCAUAUAUUUGGACAUAUCCAUGAAGGUUAUGGUGUAACAAGUGAUGGGCACACAACUUACAUCAAUGCAUCAACAUGUACACUACGAUACCGCCCGGAUCAUGCACCAGUUGUCUUUGACUACCCUGUGCCUGAAGGACAUAUGAAAGAUGAACUGCUGAAAAUAUCACCUCAGAGACUUAUUAGAUCUGCUUUCCACUAGGAAUGUUUACAAACAUUUAUCAGUAUCAGGACAACAGUUUUAAUCCUAUAUGAUUUAAGACUUGCAUAAUAAUGUAAAAUGAUGUAGGUCUUUGUUGAGUAAAAGAUAUUAUUACAUUGCCUCUUAUAUAAGCCACAGGUCCAUAGGUUUUUUAGCUCACCUGAGCACAAAGUGCUCAGUGUGAACUAUUGUGAUCACCCUGUAUCUGUCAUGCAUUUUCACUAGGUCACAAGGUCAAUUAAUAGGAAAACCUUGUUAACAGUGUCUCCCCAGGUCACAUUUUCUACCUCUUCUUUAUGAAACUUUGUCAGAAAGUUUGUCUUUAUGAAAUGAAAAUGUAGGUCAAGUUUAAAACUGGAUUACCUGAGGUUAAAAACCAGGUCACUAGGUCCAAUUUAUUUGCCAAAUUUUGUAAAUAUAUUCUGAAUUUUGAAAAAAAAAGAAAUAAUCUUGUUCUACAUUGUAGAAAAAAAUUAUCUGAAUGUGCAGAAUUACUUUAAUGAUCUACCUUAUUUACAUAAAACAUGGUCAAAAUGUUUGUCUAUGUGAAAUCUUGGCCAAGUUAGAUACUAGGUUAUCAGUGGUAAGAACUUGGUCAGGUCAGUGUUACAGGGCUUUCAGGCCCCUCUUAUCUAUAUGACUGGUCAAUGUCAAGCACAGGGAUACAGGGCUUUCAGGCCCCUCUUAUCUAUAUGACUGGUCAAUGUCAAACACAGGGAUACAGGGCUUUCAGGCCCCUCUUACCUAUAUGAAUUGUCAAUGUCAAACACAUGAUUACUCAGGGUUAAUAAGUAUAGAAAUUAAAGAUUAAACUGAAAAUAGACUUGUGUUGUUGUGUAAAAAAAACAUUAAUAUUGAAUGGCUCCUGUCAUAUAUAUACACUUUAUGUAAUUUAUUUUAUAUGUAAAUGUUUGUAUUAACUGAAGGAUGGGUUCCAAAUUUGUUGGCCUUCCAUAAAUUAGACCCUACAUUUUUAGCUCACCUGAUUUUUGAAAAAAAUAUAAGAGGUAUUAUUUCAUUUAAUUGUCAGCAUAGGCUUUGGUUGAGAUUUUUGUUUAGGUCCACCUCUCAGAAAUUAUAACAGCUAUAGCUUUGAAAUGAUGCUCACUUGUGUCUCAUUUUUGUUGAGCAAGUAGGCCAAGAACCAUAACUCUCACAUGCAAUUUGUCAGAAUGAUGACCCUUUCUUUUUUUUUAAGUUCACUUUCUUUAACAUUCUUUAAACAUAUUUCUGAUAUGCAAUUUGUCAGAAUAAUGGUCUUUUGUUUACUUAGAAAAAUGGAAUUAUCUUGGCCAAUAAAUAUUCCCACUACAAUACUAACGUACAACAAAAAGAAAAUGUCAUAGAAUUUCACUGCUGUGCAGUAUCACUAUAUAUUUUAUGAAUUAUGUCUCCCACCACACAGUGGUGUGGGAGACAUAUUGAUUUACUCCAGUCUGUGUGUGUGUGUGUGUGUCUGUCACAAAGCUUGUCCACACCCUAAGUCGAACAUUUCUCGUCUGAUUUUCACCAAACUUGAACAAAAUGUGUUUGACCAAUAAGGCCUCGGCCAAGUUCGAUAACUAGCCAAAUUGGUCCAGGCGUCUUGGAGUUAUGGCCCUUGAAUUACCAAAAAUCGGUCUUUUUACUCUUGUCCGCACUCUAAUUCGAAUAUUUCUCAUCCAAUCUUCACCAAACUUAAACAAAAUGUGUUUGACCACGAGACCUCAGCCAAGUUUGAUAACUAGCCAAAUCGGUCCAGGCCUUUUGGAGUUACGGCCCUUGAAUUAUCGAAAAAUCGGCCUUUUUACUCAUGUCCGCACUCUUAAUCCAACAUUUCUCAUCCGAUCUUCACCAAACUUGAACAAAAUGUAUUUGACCAUGAGACCUCAGCCAAGUUCGAUAACUAGCCAAAUCGGUCCAGGCAUUUUGGAGUUACAGCCCUUGAAUUAUCGAAAAAUCGGCCUUUUUACUCUUGUCCGCACUCUAAGGCGAAUAUUUCUCAUCCGAUCUUCACCAAACUUGAACAAAAUGUGUUUGACCAUGAGACCUCGGCCAAGUUCGAUAACUAGCCAAAUCGGUCCAGGCAUUUUAGAGUUACGGCCCUUGAAUUACCAAAAAAAUCCGUCUGUUUACUCUUGUCCACUCUCUAAGUCGAACAUUUCUCAUCCGAUCUUCACCAAACUUGAAGAAAAUGUGUUUGGCCAUAAGACCUAAACCAAGUUCGAUAACUAGCCAAAUCCGCCCAGGCAAUUUUGAUUUAUGGCCCUUGAAUUACUAAUUGGAUCUACUCAUCCAGACCAUCUAAUUGGAUCCACUCGUCUAAAACAUCUAGAGAAACUAACAUUUUUCAUAGGGGCAGUUGUGGGAUACAUGCGCUUUUCUCAAAAGCAUCUCUAGUUUGUUUUGAUUUUGAUUAAGUGCAAUAAAGUGUGGGUAGCCAUGUGUCUUUUAUUUUGCACAUUAUAAUGAUGUUUUGGAAUCCUGGUAUUUAACCAUUUUAGUCCUUAUAUCUGUCAUGCAUAAAGGAUUGUUGGUGUUACUCUGUUUAAACUUUUUCCAUGAGAUAAAUGGACUUUUUCUACCUUCAUUUAGAGUGUAACAUUGCAUUUUGUUUAUAAUAUUUGGUUAUAUCUAGUUCCAUAAUGUUAUAUGCAUUUACAAAAAAAGGUACCAUUAAUACUAGAAAUGUUGACCCAUCUUUUUUUUGUCAUGGUUAAUGAUUCAGUGUUUGCUUUUUUUGCAAAUCUGUGCUAAAGGCAAUAAGCCAUUCAUGUUUCAAAAAUGAUUCCUUCUUAAAAUAUAUUUUACAUACAGAUAUAUAUUAUUUCACUUUACGUCAAUGAUAGCUAGUGUGGAUCAAAAAUAAUAAGCUGAUUUGACACGAUAUUAAUCACAUAAUGUGAAAUCAUUAACAUUCGUGUAUUCAUUCAUAUUCCCAUGAAACAGCCUUUUUGGGCAAAACCUUGAAGUUUCCUGCCCACAAAAUUAUUUCUUAAAAUAUGCAUGUAUUUGAAAUGUUUUUCGGUUCCUAGCAAGUUUUUUAACUCUUGCUUUUAUUUUGACAAAAUUAUGCAGAUUUUUCAACUUAGAAAAUUUGCUUGUACAUCACAGUAUUAAUGCAAUAUAUGCUGUAUAGUUAUGAAUUUAAAUGCAUAAAUGUUACAUGACUGUAUUUCUAAUGUUUACAGAACUUAAGUUAUUAUUAAUUCCAUUUAUACAUCUGGUGAUGGUUCUAAUUGUCUGGUAGCAUUUUCAUUUCCUCUCAAUGAUUUCCUAAGAUUUGCUAACUUGAUAUGCUCAUAACAUGACCCCUUGAUUUUGAAGUCAUUGGAUCAGAGGUCAACAUCUCAGUGAAUAUUAGUACAGAAGCCGUUUCCUCUCAAUAUUUUAAGAACCCCUUGCCCUACCAUCCUCAUACUUGACAGAUACAUUGUCCAUUGGCAGUGCAUGACCUGUACUGUAUUGAUAUGUUGAUCAGCAGUCCUCAAACUGGACAGGAAUAUUGUCCAUGAGUUAUGCAUAAUGGCUGUUGAUUUUGUGGUUAGUUGCCCUUACCAACAUAUCAGACUUCCGGCAAAUGUUGCGGCAAAUUGUCUUUUGGUAAACUUUUACCAUGCAAAUUAGUUUGCGGUGAAUUUGCUGAGAACAGUUCAUGCAAAUGAAGUUCGCAGCAAAUAUGCGGCAAACCUAAUGUUCUGGCGAGCUUUUGGCAAACUAUUUAUGCAAAUUAGUUUGUGGCUACUUUGCUGCAAACAAUUAUGCAAAUUUUUUUGCCGCAAAUUUGCUGCAAACUUUUGGCGCAAAAGUAACAGGCACUUCAUUUUUGCAGAACAAAAGAAUUUGGGUUCAGCAAUAUAUUUUCAAGAAAAGUAAGACCAGGCAUAUUUGUCUCUUAAAUUAGCAAAAUAUAUCAUCUGCUGACAAUGAUUUAUCUUUUCUUAAUAAUUAUACAGAAAGAAAUACAAAUGUACGAGAUCAGUAUGAUACAGUAUGUCUUUAGUAAAUAUGUUUUAUGCUUACAUGGGUAUUUUAAAGGUUGUGAAAGCUGAUAACUGAUUUGCAAAAAUUUCCCCUGUGUGCAAAUGUCUUAAUUCAUUUGCAGAUUCACUGUAAUCUAUUGUAUCUAGUCAUGGUCUUCAGGUAGCAAAAGCCUAAAAUAAACAAAAGCUAACCGUUAAAAAAUCAUUCAGUUUUUUGCAUGUGUAAUAAUGUGAAAACUAACCUUACAUCGCAACAUUUACUUCCGUGAUUUAUCAAUCUUUUUGUAAAGUUCUUUGUUUAGUAUGAAAUGUUAAUACAUCGAUGUUCAACUACUGUUUGGCAGUUUGAAAAUUGAGCCAAACUCAACGCAGCCAAUAAAAACAAAGAAGAAGUCAUGUGACACUGUUCUGGCAAUCCUCUGGCAAACUUUCAUAUCUUGUCAAAUAAUUAAAAGAUUCUGGUGACGUUUUGGUGAACAAAAUCAUGUGAUAAAGUUUCUGGCGAUGUUAUGGCAAACUCUUCAUUCAGUAAAGUCUGUGAUGAGUUUGCAGCAAAGUCACCGAAACGUUUGCCAAAAGAUCGCCGCUACCAGCAAACUCCUGCAAACAUUUAUUACUCUGUUCUUGUGAACUAAAAUGUUUGGGGCAAAUUUGCCGCAGGCUUUUCAUUUUGGUAAGGGUGGUAAGAGGUUAAGGUCACAGUGAUACAAUCCAGUUUAGCAUAAUAUUUUGAGAACCCCUUGACCUGCAAUCCACAGACUAGACUUUAAUGUUUUUGAGGUUGUCAAGGUCACAGAGACUGUUAGUACAAAACUCAUUCCUGUUCAGUAUCCCUUGACCUAAUAUUCUCAAACUUGGAAGGAACGUUGACAAUACAGGUCACAACGACUGCACAAAAAUUGCACAGUAUUUUAAGAUCCCCUUAACCUAUGGUCCUGAAACUUGACAUUAACAUUGUCCAUAAGCAAUACCCUUAUGAUUUGAAUUUAGUGGGUUGAAGGUCAAGGUCACAGUGACGGUUUUUACAGUAACUGUUUCUGCUGAGUACAACGGUGUAAUUGAGAACGACAUCAAAAUUUCAAGCAAACUGAACUAUAAAGUAAAUUAAAUCUAUAGUCAUAUUUUUGUGAAUCAUAAGGAAGUUUAAUUAAUAAAAUAAAAUUAUAUCCUUGCACAACUGGAUAUUUUUGAAAUUUUAACAUGUUAUUAAAACAAGUUAUUCUUGAGGUUUAGUGAAUUGUAAGUGUAUGUUCAAUAGACGAAAAAGUAAAUGAAGGGUUAGUUGUUUCGUUCAAUACACGAUAAUUUACACUA
This is a messenger RNA of Mercenaria mercenaria, 6287 nucleotides long. RefSeq names its product metallophosphoesterase MPPED2-like. Gene Ontology annotation, molecular function: hydrolase activity. Bases 34 to 1011 code for a protein of 325 amino acids. NCBI's taxonomy places the organism in Eukaryota, Metazoa, Mollusca, Bivalvia, Venerida, Veneridae. The record is from RefSeq and is a predicted model, not a curated record. The transcript has 7 exons.